Electrophorus electricus (electric eel) is the source of this 2321-nucleotide messenger RNA. It is a transcript of the gene map2k1, whose product is annotated as mitogen-activated protein kinase kinase 1. NCBI's taxonomy places the organism in Eukaryota, Metazoa, Chordata, Actinopteri, Gymnotiformes, Gymnotidae. The record is from RefSeq and is a predicted model, not a curated record. Gene Ontology annotation, biological process: protein phosphorylation. Gene Ontology annotation, molecular function: ATP binding; protein kinase activity.
GAUAUCCACCCAUGGUGCUGCGUAAGUCGGCACUGUAACUGUCGUCUGCACAGUGGGGGGAAAUCUCCAUCGUAGUCAGGAGGGAGACGCGGAAAAGAGCUUUUGUCUUUCUUUAGAUCAUCAAGUUUUAACAUUUUAUGACUGUUUUACAACAAAGCAAUUGCCUGGGUGUGAUAAGCCGCAUAGUCUAUCCAUCAGAUUCCUUUCUCGACAGCACGUUGGUGUUUCUGAUCACAUUUCUUGCUUUGAUUUAUUUCUGAUUGCUGAAUAAUCAGUUAUUAAUAAUGCAAAAACGGAAGAAGCCAGAUCCGAUCCAACUCAAUCCAAUUCCUGAUGGAAAUGCUGUUAACGGAACCGGUGCUACAGAAACAAACCUGGAGGCUUUGCAGAAGAAGUUGGAGGAGUUGGAACUGGAUGAGCAGCAGAGGAAGCGUUUGGAGGCCUUCCUCACACAGAAGCAGAAGGUGGGCGAGCUGAAGGACGAUGACUUUGAGAAGAUUUGUGAGCUGGGCGCGGGCAACGGUGGUGUGGUCUUCAAGGUUUUGCACAGACCCUCUGGACUCAUCAUGGCCCGGAAGCUGAUCCACCUGGAGAUCAAGCCAGCCAUCAGGAACCAGAUCAUACGAGAGCUGCAAGUGUUACACGAAUGUAAUUCUCCCUACAUUGUAGGAUUUUAUGGGGCUUUCUACAGUGACGGAGAGAUCAGCAUUUGCAUGGAGCACAUGGAUGGUGGCUCACUGGACCAAUCUCUGAAAAAAGCAGGCAAGAUCCCAGAGCAAAUACUGGGCAAAGUUAGCAUUGCGGUGAUAAAAGGGCUUUCCUACCUAAGAGAGAAGCACAAAAUCAUGCACAGAGACGUGAAGCCAUCCAACAUCCUGGUGAACUCACGUGGUGAGAUCAAGCUGUGUGACUUUGGUGUGAGUGGACAGCUUAUUGACUCCAUGGCCAACUCGUUUGUGGGCACUAGAUCCUACAUGUCUCCUGAGCGUCUGCAGGGAACUCACUACUCUGUUCAGUCUGACAUCUGGAGUAUGGGUCUCUCGCUGGUGGAGAUGGCCAUUGGCCGCUUCCCCAUCCCGCCACCUGAUGCUAAAGAGCUGGAGCAGAUCUUUGGCCUCCCCAUGGAGGGGGAUCCCUCGUUCAGUGAGGCCUCUACUAAACCCAGGCCUCCUGGCCGGCCUGGCAGCUCAUAUGGACCUGACAGCAGGCCGCCAAUGGCCAUCUUUGAGCUGCUUGACUACAUUGUCAAUGAGCCACCUCCCAAGCUGCCAGGCAUCUUUGGCACAGAAUUUCAAGACUUUGUUAACAAAUGUUUAAUCAAAAAUCCUGCAGAGAGGGCAGAUCUGAAGCAACUGAUGGUCCAUCCGUUCAUAAAGACUUCAGAGGCAGAAGAAGUGGACUUUGCUGGAUGGCUGUGCACCACCAUAGGCUUAAAUCAGCCAGCGACCCCAACCCAUGGAGUGGGGAUGUGAAAAGGACUUCCCUUAUUCAAGCUAAACACACACAUACAACAGUAUUUCUAUGUGGUCUCCAAUUUAACAGCAAUCUGCCAUUCAGCUCAAUAGCCAAUCACUGCCUCUUGUAAUCCCUUGCAUUGAUGUCAUAAGUAUUAAGAAGAGGUUUAUGAAGCAUAAAGCUGUAAUAACAAAUGCCCACAUUUAUAUGUGGAACCUUUUCAAAAAAUUUACACAAACUGAAUGUGAUCCUGUAGUAUCCUGUUAGAUUAAAAUCUCUCUUCAACAUAUUUAACUCUCAGAAGUAUUUUUCUGCUGAAUGUGUCCCUGAAAAUUGGAAGUAAAAUAAUAAUAAUAAUUAUUAUUCCCAGUAAAACCACACAAUUGUAUUACAAGUUAGUUUAUCAGAAAAUAUUUAAAACUUCCAAUUUAAAUAUGUUGAUGUGUGAUGCCACUACAAGAUUUUUUAGAAGUACAUUUUCAAUUCUUCCACAGGUUUGAAGACCAUUUUAAUGCAAUUGUAAACUAAAUAAUUGCUUUCACUUUAAACACCUUUGAGGAGACAUUAAAGGAGAAAGCAUUGGUGCCAUUAAAAUUGGCAACAGUAAACACUUCUAUUAGACAUUUUAGACAUUUUCUUCCAUUAAUGUGCGUUGAACACUAAAGCUCAUCUCUAAAAAUAGUCUGCGUUAAUUUUAUCCACAUUCUUACUCUGUCAUCCCUGCAAUACUUUAGAACUGUUUACUUUCUUUGUCUUUCCCUUUAUUUCAAGUGUAAGGUUUGUGCAGUCCUAUGACUUGUUGAACAAGAAAACUCCUGCAACUAUAAAUUGUAAUAAAUUAUAAUAAAGACAAUUUAUUUAACUGA